GGUGAGGGGAAAAUAGUGAGAAGAAUAACAACUCAAAUACAAACAUAUAGAAAUUAGACUUGACAAGAAAAUCUCUGAGUAUGUGUGAGGUAUUUCACAAGUUCAUCAUGGGAUUACGAGACUUUCUAAAGGAGUAUUUUCUUGGUUUCUGGGACUAUGAGACACCCAAGGUAAUGGUGGUUAAAAACAGAACUCUUGGAGUCAUUUACAGAAGCGUUCAGUUUCUUGUGAUCACCUACUUCAUCUGGUACGUCUUCAUGAGUCAGAAAGCAUAUCAGGAGAGUGAAACCCGUCCCGAGAGCUCUGUGUACACUCGCAUGACAGGCAUAGCAGUUCAUGGUGAGGAUAUUCUGGACACUGUGGAGUACGCUCGACCCCCAGAGGGUGGUGAUGUAAUUAGUGCAAUAUUGAGACGAGAAGUCACAUAUGAUCAGAGGCAAGGGACAUGCGCAGAGUAUUUCAAGGUUCCCCGAGCCAACUGUACAAAAGAUUCUGACUGUGUCCGGGGUGAAGUUGACUUUGAUGGUCAUGGCAGAAGAACCGGCAGAUGUGUUAAGUACUACAACCACACUUUCAAAACAUGCGAGAUCCAAACCUGGUGUCCAGUCGAGGAGUAUGCUGUAGUACGUGAACCAGCUUUAGUGGAGGCCAUCAACUUUACAGUGUUCAUCAGGAACUCUAUUCACUUCCCCAGAUUCAAAGUACUCAGGGGAAAUAUCAAAGAUGCCUCAAAUAAACGCAACAUGCACAAAUACCUCAGUCGGUGUCACUAUGAUGAGGAGAAAGAGCCGUACUGUCCAAACUUUCGCCUGGGCUACAUCGCAGAAAAGGCAAGAGAAAACUUCAGUGAGCUCUGCAGAACUGGAGGUGUGAUAGGGGUUUUUAUUAACUGGAGGUGUAACCUGGACCUGGAUCCUUCACACUGUAAACCUACAUAUUCGUUCCGUCGUCUUGACGUCAGAAAGGAUCUGGACAACUCUGGAUACUAUUACAGAUUUGCCAAAUACUACAGUAAGGAGGGAGUAGAGUCUCGGACAUUAAUAAAAGCCUACGGCAUCAGACUGGAUGUGAUAGUUCACGGACAUGCUGGUAAAUUCAGUCCCAUCCCGACCAUCAUCAGCACAGUGACUGCUAUGACUUCAGUCGGGAUCUGCACCGUCAUCUGUGACUGGAUUAUGCUGACGUUUAUCGACAAGAACGAGGUCUACAGUGACAGAAAGUUUGACGAAGUUAACAAGAAGCCCAGAGUGCCCAUUCCCACAGAACUCAGCUUCAUUACCACUUUCGGCUCAAACCAUUCAGACCUGUCAGAGGGUGUACCGCUGUGAUGUCAUCACCGUUGCCUCCAUCCACAUCAGCCAUGUGUGUGUGCGUGUGUGUGGACUCGCCCCAAAAACCAGCUGACCGUGGCCUUGACAGCAAAUCUAAGCGGUUUCUCCGGUGUCUGUGCUGCUGUUGGCCGCCAUGCUCUUGACAAUGGGAAUACACCGAUAUACUGUAUAUACUUUACUGGGAAACACAGUGGCAAAAAACACUCAAUAUCUCAUGGAUGCCUUUUAUCAUCAACUCAAACCUUGGCGGACUGUUGGACAGUGUCUUUAUAAAAAGACGUGCCACCUGGACGACUGCGACAUCACUUACAGGAUGUGUUUAUUUACUGGAAUUUAAGCCAGACAUUUCUUAUGUCCAUGCACCGCGAAACAUUCAAGCCAUUAGCGACAUUAGUGUUAUAAUGUCAUCGUCUCACAUAUGAAUGCAAUAUAUGGUGAAAACACUCACUGAUUCAUGUCCUUCGUUAUUCAACCCGGCGUAUUUGGCAUAAUGAGGAGAUACUUGAGGAGGAAAUGGCCGGGAGAAGCAGAGAAGGAGAUGUGAUGAGUGGUAAUCGAAUAACAUCGACAUUUCCCUUAAAAUGGUUACUUUAAUAAGAUUGUAGGGAAGUGUGAAACCAUCUGAACCCCUGAGAGAAAUACAAGGUCAGUGGUAAGAAAGAAAUUCAUAACUCAAGUGUAGUGGGUUGAUAUUUGCCACGAUGAAUGAGGACAGUGACAUGUCCGUUUGGAAAUUGUGCUAAGGACAAUGUAAAAUGCUGAAAUGCUAUACUGUAGGGUUAAAACUGUUGUUUUAUCCCACUUUUUUUUCUUUAAAAUGUACUGAAUGCACCGAAAUGUACAAAAUGUAGUCGCAGUCCCUUCAACGCCGCCCUUAUUUGCACUUACUCUAACCGACACAUGCAACAUAAGUCAGUGAGAAGCUCCAAAGGGCUUAAUCCAAUUGUGCCUCAGCUCAAGAGUCUGAAAUGUAAUUACCCAUCUGGGGAAAUGUCCAUCUACAGGCAAGUGAGUCAGCUGUGGGGCAAUGAGGUUAAAUAGAUGGAGGUGCUUGAGUUAGGACCAUUUUUGAUUUAGACUCGCUUGCACCGAGACAAAUGUGCCCUUUCCCUGCUUUUAGAAAGGAAAAAGAAAGCGAGAAUGCCAAUGUGUGGAAAAAAAAAAAGGACCGUUAUUUGUCAACUUGAUAACAUGAUUUGAUCGUAUAGUUAAAGGUACUUUUAGCCAUUUUAUUGGUGAAGUUUCAUAUUACAGCUGAAUCUCCUCACCUCAACCGUCCCUUUUGUUUGUGUUUGAGCACCGUCAGUCUGCAUCAACCAAAAAACUGUGGGCUUUCUUUAAAAAAAAAAAAAAAAAAAAGAUGGUCUAAAAUGUACAAAUAUUAAAGCACAUUCUGGAAUUUAGACACAGAACCAGAACUUGAAAACACCCUUCAGGUAGAACAAUAAUUCCUCAAAGGAAAAUCAAAAAUAGAGGAGGAACAUUUUCUUCUCAAGUGCUACUCCACAGGAAAAAAAAAGAAAUAUAAUCUUGUGUUUUUCACUGCAAAGUAAUGGACAAAUUAGAUGGGGUGAAGUGGAGGUUACUGACUGACACAUGAGCAGCCCCUGUGAGAAGGAAG
Molecule: messenger RNA, 2952 nt
Organism: Solea solea (common sole)
Lineage: Eukaryota; Metazoa; Chordata; Actinopteri; Pleuronectiformes; Soleidae
Gene: p2rx2
Product: purinergic receptor P2X, ligand-gated ion channel, 2
Exons: 12
Coding region: 81-1328 (415 amino acids)
Biological process (GO): response to ATP; monoatomic cation transmembrane transport
Cellular component (GO): nuclear inner membrane; plasma membrane
Molecular function (GO): purinergic nucleotide receptor activity; ATP binding; extracellularly ATP-gated monoatomic cation channel activity
Source: RefSeq, a predicted model, not a curated record